CGCAAAUUCCUCCCUUUCCCCGCCCUUAGAUCUACUAUUGAGUCUAUUCUGGACUGUGAGAAUACACCUUCGGACUCCUUCUUGUUGAAUUUCCCCCGAAAUGUCGACCGCUAUAUAGCGCCCGACCGUGGUGUAACCUCUCUUUCAAUGAGACGCGACGGGCGCACUUGAAAGUCGCCCCUCCCAUGGUCUACGAGUUGCGUUCAUAACCCGAUAUGUCCUCUCGCACCUCGAGUCCCUCCUCUCCCGACAUUCUUGGGCCAUCUGGCGAUAAUGAUUAUCUAAUCUCCUCGCCCUUCAAACCGUUCACUGGCCGUCAGAGCUUCAUGUCGCCAGCUGACUUUGACCUCCUCCAGAGUCCGCGAACGACGAAACGGCAGAAGCGGUCGCGGCUCAACCUCACACCUGGCGCCCAUUCUUUCGAGUUCAACGAUGUCGUCCUUCCCGCUUCGCCCAACCUCAAACUGAAUGGAAAACAACAAGCUUUGUCUCCCGAUAAACUCCAGUCCGACGGGAAUGUCAGUCCGUGGAGGAUUCGUGUGACUUUGGAAGCGACGCAAGACCAAGAGAACAGCAACGAUUACGGAAGUCCCACGCCAAAACGUCUUCGGCCAUCGACCAUGGUCACAAAAAUACCACUCAAGGACGAGUCCGAGCAGACACCGCGUCGACGUAGAGGCCGUCCAAGGAAGUCCGAUACACUACUACUCGAUGUGAUACCGGCCGCAGGCAGCCCUGGUCAUACCCCAGGGCCACCCGGGUCUGCGCAGAAGCGAAAACGCGGUCGACCGAGGAAGACCCCGCUGAAGGUGGACGCGGUCACGCGACGCGAGCGGGAUAUAGGGACACUAGACAUUGAUAUGGAUACUCCGACCGCUGAGUCUCGAUCGCGAUGGACCUCUCUGAACCUUGCUGGGGACGCUGGGUCGGAUGAGGACGAUGGUGACGAAGAGAUGGUCGAUAUCUUUGACGACGAACUCUCACCGGAGCAAUCUGCGGUGGUCAAUCACGAUAGCACUACUCCACGGGUGACAUUCGAGCCCACAUACGACACCCCACAAGUUGACCAUCUAGACAACGAAGAAUACAACUUGAACUCCACCCCGUCGAAGAUGCCGUCUCCCGUACGCGAAUCGCAAUCAAGCUCGUCUAAAAGCACGUUGCAUGCCGGUCAUACACCCAGACCGCUGCGCCUAUACCCUACCCCAACGACAUCUUCGCCGGUCGCGGGAGAGGAAACAGUGUCGCAUUCCCAACGAACAGCUGCAUCUAGCGGCAAUCGCCGUCCCCGUGCAUCAUACGGCAGGAGCGAUCCGACGGACGAGCAUAAGGAGUUCGACUCGAUCAUGGAAAGUGAAGGCUUCAGUAUGGUCUCCCUGGAUACUCUUCCCUCAGCCAAGCAACAUGGCCUCGGGGGCGAUAGCAAUUCGAAGAUCGCCAAGAAUGCUCUCAAGCCGUUCCUGAAGCGAGAAUCAAACGGCGUCCUCAGGCGGAGAAUAUCACUCGACCCUGAAAUCCAUGACGGCAGUAAACCCGUCUCUCACGCAGAGAUAGAGACAACACCGGAUGAACACAUAGAAGACCACCCUCGCAUGCGCAUCGCGCGCUCCAUCGAAUCUAGUACCUCACUACAACAAGCAUCAGGUGGUAGAUCAGCCUCCACAAGACGCAUCCGCUCUUCUUCUGCCGUUCCGGCAUUGCGUCCAGUCCAACAAGGCCAAAAGCCAUUACUCAGACUUGUCCGCAUUGUACGCGCCGGUAUCGCGUUACAGGGUCCUCUUACAGAAUUGAAGGAGGGGAAGCAACGAACCUCGCAGUAUUCAGAUUCCGCUUUAACCGCAAACCGACAGCGUCUGCAACUUCUUUUCCAGGAUUUGAACCCCCAGUCCCAACAAGUACUGCAGGCAGGCUUGGCCUUUGGACAGCAACUUGCGAAGCAGAGACAAGUGGAACUAGAAAAAUACCAGCAGUCGCUGGCCGCGGACGCCAAGACCAAUGCGAGAACUAUAUUACGCAGCAGAGAAGCCAGUUCUUCUAAUUCACCUCAGCCGGCGCUGAGUGCGGCAGAUUUUGAUACUCCCGGUUCAGUCAUGAGGCGACGGAUGGAGGAGUGGCAACGUGAGAGGGAGGCCAUCAGUCGGGAAAUUCAGAUGGCGAAUUCUAGUCAAGUCAUUGUCAUCGACAGCGACGGGAGUGAUCAAUCAGAUAUCCCAGCCGAACAAGACGAAGAGUGGAACGAGGAUGACGGCUUCGAUGAUGAACCCGACGAGGCACCCAGCCAGGAUGGGUACGUAGAGGCAGAACAGGCGAACGAGGAAGAUGACGACGAGGGCUAUGAAGACAUCUGGCAGCAGGAGGCAAUGGAGCAAGGCAACCAAUCACAUCGCGUGUCUAUGCUUGACAAUGAUAAGAAUGACCUGCGCCCUAGACAGGAUGAGUCAAGCCCAUGGAAAACUGGCUGGACCCCAGCCCGCAGUCAGACGGGGCGACUAUACUCUCCGGCUCACUGGACCAAGGAGCAGGACACAGUGCCAUUUCUCGGUCGUUCGCGGGUCAAGCAGUUGCGCGAGGAAAAUGUUGACCUCACAAAUUUGUACCAAGGAGAUCCUACCCCGAAGCGUCGCCGUUACUACUAUGGAGAAGGUAGUCCUUCGAGUAAUGCGAGCCAAUCACAGUCUGAAGGUGGUUCACCAUCAAACCAAGCAUCUCACGGGCAAGGCGUCCACGAACAUGCGUCUGAACAUGAUCGGCUGUCAGAGCACUCGAUCGAGCUGAGCUCGCACAGUGACUUGGAAGAAGGGACGUUUCAGAUAGAUCCCACCACUAGAUUGGAGAUGGCCAGGCAGAAUAGUGGACGAGAGAUUAUGAGAGACGAUGUUGAAAGUCUUGCCGAUGCCGCUGCAGCCGAGGAACAAUACUUUCAAGCUGCAACUGACAACACCCCCAAUCCUCCACGACGAGCCAGCCCGGACAACCAAGCAUCAUCCUGGUUUCAGAAAAUCACUAGCUUGACACCUGGAUGGCUCAAAGCGCCCAAGUCUUUCCGGCCAGCUUCCCAACGGGAGGAAAACUCAGUUGUAUACGAGGAUGAAGCAGUAACCACGGCAAAAUCAAGACAUGCUCGUGAUGAGUUUGACUCGGAACGCUUGGAAGGCAUCCCGGGACCAUCGUCUCACUUUGCAGAGCCAGGAGACGAGCAACAAAUAUCUCCUGUUCGCAGAUCUUAUGAAUCACUGGGCGAUACGCGGGACCCUUUUUACGAGGAAGUGAGGGAGAUGAGGCAUAAGCGGCAACCCGCUCGUUACUCCGAGCACUUUUCCAACGAUCACUACCGCCUGUUGCAUAACCUCUAUCGCUUUUCCAAGAAGCACCCUGAGCGCUUCCCUUAUUAUCCGGCUCCUGGCCGGACCGAGAUUAUUGGAGAUUGGAUCUGGACUUCAGACGGGGUCUUUGGAGUCCCAGUCACGGAGGAUCAAUUUGCGAUCAUCGACAGGUUCGCACAGCAGGUCUCUCGUGACGACAUCAGGGCCGGCGGUACAGGGCAGAUUACUUGGACGGAGGCCGACUUGCAUAGAAGAUUGAUCAGCAUUAUCAUAGGCGAACAGAUCAGAAAGGAACGGCGACCCAUGCGCUACAGGGGUCAUCCGGGGAUAGGCAACUCUCGAAGCAGGGACACAGUCUAUGAGACGUGGCGCAGAUAAAGGCCCAGAGUUGCAGGUCGCUUGGUCACUGACGUGCAAAUCCCGAUACACAGAUUUUAUGGAACUCAAGACUCCGCUGGCACAUUAGCUAGCGUACGCUGCACUGACUUCUAUUCUUGUUGCAUAUGAUCGGGUCGUUACGGAGUGGCAAAGCAGCGACCGGAUUUUCUUGGGUUCGCAUUGAGU
Molecule: messenger RNA, 3887 nt
Organism: Aspergillus uvarum CBS 121591
Lineage: Eukaryota; Fungi; Ascomycota; Eurotiomycetes; Eurotiales; Aspergillaceae
Product: putative AT DNA binding protein
Exons: 1
Coding region: 216-3701 (1161 amino acids)
Molecular function (GO): DNA binding
Source: RefSeq, a predicted model, not a curated record